This is a messenger RNA of Aphis gossypii (cotton aphid), 837 nucleotides long. RefSeq lists its product as uncharacterized. Lineage: Eukaryota; Metazoa; Arthropoda; Insecta; Hemiptera; Aphididae. The transcript is spliced from 4 exons. The record is from RefSeq and is a predicted model, not a curated record. Gene Ontology annotation, cellular component: nucleus. The coding region runs from base 1 to 837 and encodes 278 amino acids.
AUGGCGAAGAAGUCGAUGACACCGUCACAAAAAGAAGCCUUGGUGGAAUUUAUGGAAAACCACCCCGAUCUUAGGAAGGGCAAGUUUUCCAUAAAUUUUACCACGGCAAUAGCAAAAAAAAUGUGGGUGGAAUGCCAAACAAUGCUAAACAGCAUCCCCGGACCGGCUAAAGAAUGGCAUGAAUGGCGAAAAACAUGGCAAGACCUUAAAGCCAAAACAAAAAAAAAAAAAAGUGAUAUUAAAAGUGACUUCUCUGGAACUGGUGGAGGUCCUCCACAAACUGAUCAAUUAGAUUCUGUAGAAGAGAGGAUACUGUGUACAAUAGGGGAAGUACCAAUAAGUGGGGAUCCUUAUGUCCAUGAAUCGACUGUGAGUUUUGACCAUCAGGAUUCAAAAAAGUGUGUGUCAGAAUUUGUUGAUCCCCUUGAUAUGCCUGCCACUUCUAGUAACUUUCAAUACUUACAACCAGCACAAACAUCACAAAUUAAUAGUGAGAUACUGGAUACUCAGCCAGCCAAAGUACCAUUUACCGAGUUGUCUCAACUGAAACGUGUUGUGAAGUUCUCAAAAGCAGAUAGAUUAAAUAACACAGUUGAAGCCACUAAUAAAUUGAAUGAUGUAUCUGCAGCCCGUAACUCAAUAGUGGAGAGCUAUUACAAUGCUAAGAUUGAGUUACUAAAAAAGCAAACUGAGCAAAAUGAAAGGAUGGUAAUUGCUAAAGAAAGGAGUGCCAUUGCUAAAGAAAGGAGUGCCAUUGCUAAUGAAGCGAUUGCAAGAGCUUUAGCAAUGAUGUUGCCAAAAGAUCCUUUAAACAGCCCCACUACUAGCACAGAAUAG